AUGGGCGGGACGCUAUCAGCCGAAGGUACUACGCUAGCAGAGCCAGCGGGAGGAACACGCAACACGGACACCAAUGAUUCCGCGGAGCCCCUUUCUUGGGAGAAGGAAACGCGCGGAGCCAACGGCGGGGGCGGAAUCGGGGGCAGUCGCGAAUGCGGGCAAAGCAGCAGAGUCAACUAUAGUCGCAGAUGGGUCGUACGGCAACCGCAUGGCAUACUCUACAGACACUUUUUCCUCUCUAGCAAAGAGCAGUCCAUUUUGUAGGGUUGCACCACGCUCGUCGUGAAUGAUUUGUUGCUUUAGACAAGCAGCAUGCGUUGAAACAAGUUGAAGCUCAGGCUCUCUACUACAGACACGUCAGUGAGCUUCACACACAUCGUCAUUUUUUCACCAUUCUCAUUCUCCUGAAAGAAACUAAGAUUGAUGCUACCGAUAGCUUGCACUUCGAGCAGUCGACCAUCACCUACGACGACACACUUCCUCCUGGCGAGGAUCUCUUGCAGGUCGUACAUGUGCAGGUUGCUGUUGGUAAAACUGUUGCU
Messenger RNA from Ectocarpus sp. CCAP 1310/34, 542 nucleotides. The record is from the annotation of a GenBank genome assembly. NCBI's taxonomy places the organism in Eukaryota, Phaeophyceae, Ectocarpales, Ectocarpaceae.